GGGGCUCCGGGUGCAGUUGUCCUCUGUGCCCGGUGUGCGGUCUAGCCUCGGUUAUUGUUCCAUGUGGCCUCGGUGGGUGGACGGACGGACGGUCCAUCCUGCUGCCUGUUGUUCAGCCGCUCCGCCAAUGAGAGCCGGGCUGCCGCUCAGCCCCGGUCCAAUGAGAGCAGCAGGGUCUGGGCUCGGAUCGAGAGUUGGGUUGUUCAAUCUGUGAGAGGAGGACAACAACCAGCUCUGAGUGUACCGGAUGGAUGGAUGUUGGCGAUGAGUGUUUCUGUCGGUGACAGUGGUGAUGGUGGACAUGGGUGAUCAAGCCGAACGUUGCCGUUGAGUUCUCUGCAGAUGUUGUGAUGUAUUGUCUCAAACCUGAUAAAGCAAACUGCUUUCAUAAAUGAGUUGCUGCUUGGUUACAGGACGUGUGUCCUAUCACUGAGGCCACAUGUGUAUGGGGAGAGAUGGAUCGCUGUAAGCACGUGGGACGCCUUCGUCUGGGCCACGACCAUUCCAUCCUCAAUCCACAAAAAUGGCACUGUGUGGACUGCAGCACCACCGAUUCGGUGUGGGCCUGCCUCAAGUGCUCCCAUGUGGCCUGUGGACGUUUCAUGGAGGAGCACUCACUCAAACACUUUCAGGAGUCACACCACCCACUGGCUAUGGAGGUGCGUGAGCUGGAUGUCUUCUGUUUUGCCUGUGGAGACUAUGUACUCAAUGAUAACGCAGAGGGAGACCUCAAACUCCUCAGAGGGGCGCUCUCUACUGUUCGCAGCCCAGGUAGACGCUCACUACGCUCCUCGACUGGGGGGGACUGCGCUCCCUGGGUUGGGGAAGGUGGGCCACAGCCUGCCAUGCAGCUGGCCUUGCGUCACAGGAGGAAAGCACUUCUUGGGAAGAUGCUUCGGACGUGGAUGGGUAAACAUCAGGAGCUGCAGACUGAGCGUAAAGAGAAACUUGAGGAAGCUAGAAGACAAAAGAAAGAGGUUAAAAGGAGACUAAUGGAAGAGCUUGGCAACGUCCCUCCCAGAAAGAGUGCUAGGCUUCUCACUCAGGCGCCACGUUCAACCAUCACACUCAUUCCUCGCAAAUUUCGCGACCCUCCAGAACGCCUACCUCCUCCUCCACCUCCUCCCAAGAAGCCUUCCCUUCUAACCCUGUCCCGUAAGGCUCCUCAGAAUGGCAGAGCUGCCAAACUGAGGAGGUACUACUCCACACACGCGGUAACCCGCCGGAGACUGGCUCCAGGUGUCACUGGUCUGCGCAAUUUGGGGAACACGUGCUACAUGAACUCUAUAUUGCAAGUGCUGAGCCACCUGCAGAAAUUCAGGGAGUGUUUUCUCACUUUGGACCUGUGUGAGACUGAGGAGCUGCUGGCCAAGACCAAUCACUCCCAGGGGGUGAAGGGUGUGACAGGAGGUGUAGUCAGCAGUGGGAACACAGCACUGUCAGGAUGCCCUCUUGGACGCAUGGGGAAGGCGGGCAGUUGGAAUUUGCCCAUGGGUAAAAAAGAAAGUGCCCCGCCUGCCCCACAGGCUUCAGAGUUGGUCCAGCCCAAGGAGCCUCGCUGCUCCACCCGCCAGCAGAUGUCUCUUUGCCAUGAGUUACAUACACUUUUCAGGGUCAUGUGGUCAGGCCGGUGGUCUUUAGUGUCUCCAUUCGCCAUGCUGCACUCCGUGUGGAACCUCAUCCCAGCUUUUCGUGGGUACGACCAGCAGGACGCCCAGGAGUUCUUGUGUGAGCUGCUGGACAAGGUGCAGCAGGAGCUGGACACAGAGGGGUCCAAACGCAGGAUAGUUAUCCCCAUCACAAAGAGGAAACUGUCCAAGCAAGUGCUAAAGGUUCUCAACACCAUAUUUCAUGGGCAGCUACUCAGCCAGGUGACGUGUCUGUCCUGUAAGCACAAGUCUAACACAGUUGAGCCGUUCUGGGAUUUGUCUUUGGAGUUUCCAGAGCGAUACCACAGCAUAGAAAAAGGCUCAGGCUCCACAGCUUACCAGCGCAGCUGCACCCUCACUGAGAUGCUGUCCAAGUUUACGGAAAUGGAGGCUCUCGAAGGCAGCAUUUACGCCUGCAACCACUGCAACAAAAGAAGACGGAAAUCAUCCCACAAACCCUUAGUUCUGUCAGAGGCACGUAAGCAGCUUCAGAUCUACCGUUUACCUCAGGUUCUACGGCUGCACCUCAAACGCUUCAGAUGGUCGGGGCGGAACCAUAGGGAGAAAAUCGGCGUCCAUGUGGCCUUUGACCAGAUUCUGAACAUCAAACCAUACUGCUGCACAGGCUCAGGUCACUCUGUCCACAGAGGAGGCUACACCUACGAUCUGUCUGCUGUUGUUAUGCAUCAUGGUAAAGGCUUUGGCUCAGGGCACUACACCGCAUACUGCUACAAUACAGAAGGAGGUUUCUGGGUCCACUGUAAUGACUCUGAGAUGAAGGUUUGCAGCGUGGAGGAAGUGUGCAACACUCAGGCCUAUAUUCUCUUCUAUACCCAGAGGUCUGCCUAGGUACCUCUCGCUGUGAUGUCGACCUGUAUGUGGCAACUAACGGCUGCAUUUAUGAAAACGUUCUCUAAUGUUUUCCCAGAUGUCAUUAAAACAAUCAGUUUGAAAUGAUUUACUAAAAAAAGAUGGCAACGGGGGCAGUAGGACAGCCACAAUCAUGAGUCGAGGUGAAAAUUUUAGCAGCAUAAUCCAGAUGAGAGGGACGAUAAUGAAGGUACACACACUGUAAUGUUGCCAAGGUAAAUUUAAAGAAAAUAAUUUUGAUUAAAGUGUUGUGACGGAUGGAUUUGGAUUAUGUUUGAUUUCACAAAAAGAAAAACCUUUUCAUAAAUGACGCCACGGGUUUCUCAGCCUGUGGGACCAGCAUAUCGGUUAAUGGCCUGAAGACUGUGGGAGCAGGUCCGCCUCCGUCCUGCUGAACACCAAGAUGUGUGUCCGUGUUUUUAAAAACAAUCAGGCUCAUGUCUGUUGAGUCUGGAACCAACCAGGCGCUCUCCUGAAACAGCAUUUUACAUUCAAAGGCGACACGGAGUCUGGAUUUUAGAGCACUUUUAUCACAUUAAUGUUGUUAAUGUGCAUCUUAUAUAUGACUGUACAUCUGAUUGGCAGUGCACUGCAUAUUAUAAGAGGUACAUCUUCCAACAUCAUUGUGUAGUUCCACUUGAAUGAAAUGAAUCCAGCGACUGAAGUCCAGACUCUGUGUCGCCUCCUGUUCAGCUUUUUUGAUUAUUGUGAAAUGUCAGUUACGGAAACUUUUAAUACUCAUCCCUGUGUCGUUUGUACGUCAUCAUGUCCUCUCCUCAACUGUACUGCUGUGACUGGAUACUGUGUCUUAGGCUCGAGGCUCGGGGCAUCCGGCCUGCGCUCUCAGUGAACAGGAAUAGUUUUUGUUUUAAUUUCUUUUGUAGUCAUUCUAUGUUUCACUUUCACGAAAACACUUGAUCGACGAUGAGUGACGGAAAGCUGCACUUUUGAGGAGGGGCUAAUAUUGUUGGUCCUAUCUGUGUGAUUGUUCAUCUUUUAGCUCCUGUAUCUUGUUUAAAUGGCAGCUCCCCCUGUGGUGUAACGGUUAGAGUAGUCUGAGCCCGGGUCGGAGACACUGCGCCUGUGAUUUACUUACAGGAGAUGGAAAGUGAGUGAAAGGGCAGACUGCGAUACAGAAGAAUGUGUUGGGGUACCCAUUUUGAGUUGAGCACCUGAAAGCAAUAUAUUGUACAUCUUGCAUCUUGACAGGAAAUUGAGAUAAAAUCAGGAAUUCUUCUGCUUGUUAUACAACGUUUUUUUCUACUCUGCUGUUUCUAUCAAGGUCUUUAGAAUUUGCUAGGUAAUCAAGAAAAACUUGUGUUUGAUACGAGUCGAACGCAAGAUACAUUUGUGAACUCUAUGUAAAAGUUGGAACAAUCUAAUGACGAUGAAUGUCUUACUUUUUAGUGGUCAGGUGUGGCCAUGCCACCAGCUCUGAUCCCCUUGAGUUCUGUCUUGUACUGUAAGAAUACCUGUCAUAAAUGUAAUGGUCAUAUGGGUUUUGCCUGACGGUAAUUAUUAAAAAGACAAAACAAAUUUGAAA
Epinephelus lanceolatus (giant grouper) is the source of this 4062-nucleotide messenger RNA. It is a transcript of the gene usp49, whose product is annotated as ubiquitin specific peptidase 49. Gene Ontology annotation, biological process: protein deubiquitination. The record is from RefSeq and is a predicted model, not a curated record. NCBI's taxonomy places the organism in Eukaryota, Metazoa, Chordata, Actinopteri, Perciformes, Serranidae. Gene Ontology annotation, molecular function: zinc ion binding; cysteine-type deubiquitinase activity.